AUGUAAUGGAAGAUGUCAUGCGCAUGCUAAAGAAUAGAGAGAGAUAAGGAAAGGAAUGGUGGGAAUUGAAUUGUAAAAAACGCACUAACUUGCUACUGAUCAAUAACUCUUGAAAAAAAGUGCAACAAUAAGGAAUCAUCAUUGCCAUUUGCCAUCAACUAUCACCACUCUUAUAAGUCUUUUCAUACCAUCCCUCUUCUUCUUUUUUCUUCCCUUUUGCUGCUUCUACCCUUUUCUUGGAAAAAAGUAAUCUUUCUUUUUAUAGGUGGCUCUCUGAUCAGUGUUUGAAAAGUGGGAUUUUGUUUUUUUGAAUUUUUUUUGUGGGUUUGAUCUUGAUGGGGAACUGUUGGUGUGGGUGGAAAAUUUACAGGGUCUCUUCCAACUCAAAAUCUGAAUCCCCUGAUCAAGGCCCCUCAGAAAAGGUAACAAAGGAUGAGAGAAAACUACCAUCAAAUCCAGAAGAAGUAGAAGAUCUACGCCGUUGCACUUCAUCAAAGCCACUGACUGUGUUCACGUUCAACGAGCUCAAGAGCAUCACUUCGAAUUUCAGACAAGAUUACAUGUUGGGAGGGGGAGGAUUUGGGAGUGUGUACAAAGGCUACAUUUCUGAAGACAUACAAGGCCUUCAGCCAAUCACAGUUGCUGUCAAGGUUCAUGAUGGAGACAACAGUUCACAAGGUCAUAGGGAAUGGCUGGCUGAGGUGAUCUUCUUGGGGCAGCUCUCUCAUCCAAAUCUUGUCAAGUUGAUUGGCUAUUGCUGUGAGAACGAACACCGGGUUCUGAUAUACGAGUACAUGCCUCGUGGCAGCGUUGAAAACCUUCUCUUUUCGAGAGUUCUGCUGCCUCUCUCUUGGUCUACUAGAAUGAAGAUAGCUUUUGGUGCAGCAAAGGGGCUGGCUUUUCUGCACGAAGCAGAGAAGCCGGUCAUCUACCGCGAUUUCAAGACUUCCAACAUCUUGUUGGAUGAGGAAUACAACGCGAAGCUCUCUGAUUUCGGCCUUGCCAAAGACGGGCCAGAGGGGGACAAGACUCAUGUCUCCACGCGCAUAAUGGGAACCUAUGGAUACGCUGCACCCGAGUACAUAAUGACAGGCCACCUGACUCCUAGGAGCGACGUGUACAGCUUUGGAGUGGUGCUGCUUGAGCUUGUGACGGGGAGGAAGUCUCUGGACCGGUCAAGGCCAGCACGGGAGCAGAAUCUGACGGAAUGGGCUGCCCCGUUGCUCAAGGAGAAGAAGAAGGUGCUCGACAUCGUGGAUGGGAGGCUAGGAGGAGACUAUCCGGUAAAGGGUGUGCAGAAAGCAGCCAUGCUAGCCUACCACUGCCUUAACCGCAACCCAAAGGCACGGCCGCUCAUGCGAGACAUCGUGGACUCGUUGGAGCCUCUGCAGAUUGAGGCUAAUGCUGCACCUCACAACCUCUCUUUCACUAUAUAUACUAGUCCCAACUCAAAUGCUGGCUAGUCAAAAACCAAAACUGAACACUUUAAUUCUUCUCGUUUUUGUUCAUGUUUGUUAGUUAUAAUCUAUACUAGUUUGUAGAAAAUCAAGAGUUUCAUAUAUACAGAUUGAUAAAUCUUCUUCCUUUUUGGUUGUUGUGA
Molecule: messenger RNA, 1600 nt
Organism: Salvia hispanica
Lineage: Eukaryota; Viridiplantae; Streptophyta; Magnoliopsida; Lamiales; Lamiaceae
Product: putative serine/threonine-protein kinase PBL16
Biological process (GO): protein phosphorylation
Molecular function (GO): protein kinase activity; ATP binding
Source: RefSeq, a predicted model, not a curated record